CUGAAGUUGCAGCUCCUGCGCAGUCCACAGGCGUGCUGAAUGCAGAGAGCGCUCGAGGCUAACGCAGCUUGCUUCCCGAUUAAACACAUCUCAGUGGCGUUUGUGCCAAUACCUAUCGUGUCUGUUUGACUUCACACCGGCUGGAGCUCCUCUGUGAAUCGAUACUGUCGGUGCAGCAAACUGAAGGGGAAAAUAAAUCAACAGAACUCUAUGCAUUACUCGCGACGCGUUGCCGCCUGGUUGUACAGACUAAAUGUAAGCUUGGUUAAAAAAUGUGGGUCUUUUGCUGAGCUGGAGAUGAUUUCCUUUUGGCUUCUCUGUUUGAAACUGCUGAGAGCCACAACGGGUAUAAAAAGAGGGAAUGGAAAUGAACUGAGUGAAGGCUGCAGCCACACUCAAAACCAGAGACAAAAAGAACAAGAAUACUUCCCAGGAGCUGUUACCAUAGAGACCAGCAGCCUUUCAGAAAUGGCCACUGUAAAUGACAACAAGAUGGAAUCUAUGGAAACAGAGAUGACAGAAAAUGAAGGCUCACAAGGGGAGGAAGAAAAAGCUUGUAUCCAAACAGAUAUCGAAGACUCCAUAAAAACAGAAGACAGCGUAGAAUUAUCAGAAGAUCUGUCUCCAGAUGAAGACGGAAUCACUGAGCUUAAAGAUUUAGGAAAUGGAGAUGAAAACUUCCAAGGUAGGUCUAGUAAAGAUUCAGUUUUUGAAAAAGGACAAGAGCAACUAUAUCGGACAGAGUCCAUGACCUCAACUAUUUCAGACUCCCCCUCAAGCACAGGAAGUGUAUGUGAGAAUAUGUUAGCUCAAAAAUCACAGGAUAUGAUGGAUUACGAGGAAAGGAAACAACCAGCACUCACAGAAGAAGCUGAAGACACCCUGAUCUCAAAAAUCCAAGACCUUGAGGGCACCAUAGAAAUAAAUACACAAGAAAAUUUUACACAACAGGAAACAGAGGAGUCAGUCUUAGAAAAGUGUAUCAGAGAGGAAACCUCGUCUGAUAUCUCCAACGAGUCUUGUCACAAUCUCGAGCAAGAUGACUUGAGUGAUUGUGUUCAGGUUGAAAUAGCCAUAGUUUCAUCAGACAGUGAGUCAGAUGACAAGUGGAGGGCCAUAUUUACUUCCUCAGUAAAUAAAGACGAAGCAGAUGGUAUGUUUUCAGACAACAUCCAAGAGACCAGUUCGCAAGAACAACCUGUUCCAAUGGUUUACGACUCAGAGGAAGGCUCUGUGGAACAUGAAAAGAGACCUGAAGCUGAGAUAGAAGACAGCACAGAUGAUCUGAUGCAGAAUGAGCCACUUCCAGAAAAUGAAUUUUCUACUCAGUUACCUAACUUGUCUAAAAUAUCUGAGGAUGAAGAGGAAACUAGUUCAAGUCUGGCUAAACAUAAAUCAUACACAAUAAACUCUGCAAGGGCCAACACAGAAAAGAAGAUACCCAGUGACUACUGUGUAAUCCAAGAAACGAAGAGUGAAAAUGUCAGUACUGAGCAUGUAGACUUUACAGUGGCUCGCAAACAGUGGCUAAAGAUGGAGGAAGAGACAAAACAGCAGGUGCUCCAACCAACAGUUAAGCAGGGCACCUGUCAGGGGGGCCACAGCCUCAUGUACACUCCAGUGCGGAACAUAGAGAAGCCUAAGAAAGACACAGAGCUUGACAGCUUGGGACUAAGGGAACCAUCAUACACUCAGUACAGUCCAUGCUCAGAGGACUCAGGACUGGGAGACUCCAGCUACCGGUCACCUUAUGAUGAUGUGGAGACCCCCAUUGAGAGGGAAAUCCGUUUAGCCAUGGAGCGAGAAGAAAGCCUCCGACGUGAAAGAGGGCUCCCCAGCACCACAGAAGGUUUAUCAGGCAGAACCAGACCAGCAACACUCCUCCCAUGUAGGUCUGACAAAACUGAGGAGAGGCAAAAGAUGACUGAAGCCCAGGAGGACAGUUGCAGAUCGUACAGGUCUCCCAGCACAAAGACGCCAUCCUUCCCUCUUGCCUCCUCGCCAUCCUCAAAGAGUCCUUCAUAUCAUGAGAUGGCAGCCAACAAUGUUAUAAUCCUUGAGCCAGAUUCACACAGCGGUGGCCACAGACACUGUGCUCAGACUCCCCUGACUUCUCCAGAGUUGAGGAAGUUUGGAGAAUGGCCCUCUGAAACUACCAACAUAAUCAUACUGGAGACAUCCAACCUGGUCAUACGUAGUGCAUCCGAAUUCUGUCUCAACACCGUUUACCAAGAUGCACAGGAGAGCACAUUCCUGAACAAUCCCUUCUUCAAGCUGCGCUCCAGGAGCACCCACUCCCUGGUAGACCAGGAGAUCAAGUUAGUCAAGCAAAGAGAAGAAGAGCUCAAGCAGCAAAGGGCACAACUUUAUGCAAAACAAAAAUAUGACACUGUCCUGGUGUCCCCAAACUUAAAGGACAGCCUAAGCUUCGAUAAAACAGAUUUGCCAGUUAGGUGCAAAUCCUCCCCAUCAUCACCACUGAAGACUGCUCGUAAGAUGGACCGCUCCACACUGUCUUGUGACUGCAAGUUUACAGAGAACUUUUCUGGAGUGCGCCGCAAGAGCACCAUGGCAAUGCGCUGGGAGGCGGGGGAGUUUGCAAAUCAUCCAUAACAAUGAAUUCAAAACGCCAAUCACAUUUGAGAUGAUAAGAAAAAAUGCUUUGUAUCUGUUUUCUAAACUGGGUGUCAUGCUGCAUAAAUUCAUACAAAAACCUUGCAAAAUGCACUGCGUGUGUCACAGACUACCUAGUAAAACAGUUAAGAGACUUCAGUUGUGAUAUAUUUAAUUGUUCAGGUAAGGAAAAAGGAGUUUACUGUAUUUUCUACUUGAAUAUUUUUCCAGAAAUAUAGGCCUGUCAAGUGUAAUGAAAUAAAAGGAAUAUUAAACAUGCUCUACCAGAGACAAAUUUUUGAAAAGUCUACCUAACAAUUAUAUAUUUGUUAUCCAUAAAUACAAUAUAAGUUUUAAUCCAUUUUAUAUGGCACACAAUGUUAAUUUUGUUUGUAACAUCAACAGGUUCAAUAUUUAAAAUUUACAGACUGCAAUGAACUGCUCACAACAGCUCACAGCUGACCCGAUAUAAAAACCAAACUACAGAAUAUUGCAAUUCAGAAAGAAUGGCUUGACAGCAAGACAUAUGCAUUAUUCUACUUCUAUUAAGUAUU
Scleropages formosus (Asian bonytongue) is the source of this 3167-nucleotide messenger RNA. RefSeq lists its product as uncharacterized. The coding region runs from base 211 to 2613 and encodes 800 amino acids. The transcript has 4 exons. The record is from RefSeq and is a predicted model, not a curated record. Lineage: Eukaryota; Metazoa; Chordata; Actinopteri; Osteoglossiformes; Osteoglossidae.